Messenger RNA from Linum trigynum, 1324 nucleotides. Lineage: Eukaryota; Viridiplantae; Streptophyta; Magnoliopsida; Malpighiales; Linaceae. The record is from the annotation of a GenBank genome assembly.
CAAUCAAUCUGGUUGUUGAUUGACCAACCUUAUAACCGACCGGUUUAAAAGAAAAGGGUUUAACCGACCAUCGUUUUGUUGUAAUGGUCGGCUUGUGAUUUAACCCGAAGAUUGAUAUAAGCUCUCGACGGGACGGCGAGUAUGGAGUUUCAUUGAGAGGAGUGAUGUCUGGAGUAUGGAGGAAGCUGUCGAGUGACUGUAGAGCUGCGCAGCCAUGGCGAACAAUCACUUCCCGUUCAUCUUCCUCCUCAGCCAAUAUAUCGGCUGCCGUCGACUCCAUGUUGCUCCGCUCCCUCAAGGAGCACUACCUCGACGUCUCCAAGAUGAACCCUCCGCCGAAAGUGAGCCCUCCGUCGGGCUUCACAGUGCUGAAGGGGGCGCUGGAUGGGAGUAACGGCCCUGUCCUCAGUCGGAGUUACGGCGACGAAGAAAUCAGUGUAUCUGUAAUGAGGUUGUCCAACAUAGUGCCCGGAGGCGGCGGUGACGGCGAUGGCGAGGAAGAGGAUGAUAUCAAUCAGCUGUUUCUUCAUGUGGAUGUCUCCAAACCUGACCAGCACAAGUCUCUGAAUUUCCUCUGCGGACUGUAUCCUGAUGCCCUGGGUAUUCACUCUGUUUCGUUGAGGCCCAAGCUUGAAGCUUCUGGCUUUUUUGAGCUUCCAUCCACGUACAAUGGCCCGGUUUUCGGGGACCUGGAUCAGAAGAUGAGAGAUGCAUUCCACGACUACAUCGACGAGCGAGGGGUGAACGAAGAUCUAUUCGCUUUUCUUCAAGCCUGGUUGUAUGUGAAGGAUCAUAGGAAUUUGCUGCGUUGGUUCAAGACAGUGGGUUCGCACAUUAAGGAAAAAUCGGUUACAGAAGAUACAUAGGCGCUGGAAUUAGCAUGCAGCAGGUUUAGUUAAAAACAUAAAUGAGUGAGUGAGUGGUUGAUUUACUGAUGAGUACUGCUCCCAGUUAGUAUCUUUUUGGAACUGCUCUUCUUGUAUACGGCGACAUUGAUCUUCUAGUAGGCCUAGAAUCGGAACUGGUGUUCAACUUACACAUCUUUUUUUCCAGAAAGAACACACUUGACUACAUUGCAGUUUCGUGUUCCGAACACCAUUCUGCUGCCUCGCAGUUUCAUCCUUCUCUCUUUCCGGCAUUAGCUUGAUUAGACAAGACAAUGACGCAAUUGCUCUUGCUGGGAGUAGUUGAGUUUACCAUGUUCGUUUACCAGAAUCCAGCAGGAUUGAACUAUUUAUCAUAUAAUUGGUAAGAUAUCAAUGUAGAAGUCUCCCAGACAUUAUUUUUUUCUUGUUCCAAUAGGAAACAAACAACAUUCUAUUCA